GCAGACUGAGGAAUUGUUAGUUGCUGGUUAGGUGAGGGCGUGUGAAUUGGUGUGUUCCUACGGCUUUGUAAGCGCUCACUGGAACGAUUGCUAAAUUUAUAUAGGUCAUCUAGACACUCCUUGCAGAUUUGUGUUCGACAGGAGAUGAAAGGAGGCACACUUCUGAGUGUGUCUGAGGAGUGAAGAAGCAGGAGCGUCAGCGAGACAACCGACUGCGGGGAGUGUUGGACCCCAACACGCGGAAGAUGUCCAUCCCGGCCAAGCCGGAGAGGACUGUGUGCGUCCUGCUGCCCAACAAGGAGCAGCUGGAGGUCACCGUGGGGGCAAAAACGACAGGCCAGGAAGUGUUGAGCCACGUUUCUGAGCUGCUCGGACUGAAGGAGCUGCAUUUCUUCGGCCUGACUGUGGUGAAGGACAAUGAGCAUAUAUUUGUGGACUUGGAUGAAAAAGUGACCAAGUACUUCCCCAAAGAAUGGAGGCAAGACUCUGCGAAGGGGGCGCCGAGACGAGCACUGCCCCUGGUGUUCUGCCUGAAGGUGCAGUACUACGUGGAGAAUGGCCGGCUCAUCUGUGAUCGGAAGGCACGACGCCUGUAUUACUCGGACAUCCGUGAGCGUGUGCUGCGCUCUGAGUGCCGCCAGCAGGAGGCGCUGUAUUUCGAGCUGGCGGGCUACGCCCUGCAGGCUGACCUGCCGGACCACCCACAGCACUACAGGCCCAAUGAAGGAGGAGCAGCCUACUUCCAGCCUAAGGACUACUUCCCUCCCUGGAUCCUGGCGAAGCGUGGUGUCGAUUACCUCCUCCGGCACGGGCCCAAGCUGCACCGUGAGCUGCGGGGCAUGUCGUCCCGCGACGCCACUCUGCUCUUCAUCCGCGAGUCCUGCCGCCUCGAGGAUGUCCCCGUCACUUUCUACAGACUGCAGAAGGACAAGAAGGAGGAGAGGGGCUCGGCUCUGCUGGGCCUGACCCUGCGAGGAAUGCAGAUUUAUCAGGAGGCGAACAACGUGCGGCAGCUUAUCUAUGACUUCCCCUGGUUCAACGUGGGACGCCUCACCUUCCUGGGGAAGAAGUUUGAAAUCCAGCCGGACGGGCUGCCCUCUGCCAGGAAGCUGGUGUACUACACCGGCUCGCCUUUCCGCUCACGCCACCUGCUGCAGCACCUGAGCAACAGCCACCGGCUCUACAUGAACCUGCAGCCGGUACUGAGGCACUUGCGGCAGCUGGAGGAGAGCGAGGAAAAGAAGCGGUACCGGGAGUCUUACAUCAGCGACGACCUGGACCUGGACCCUGCGGGAAGCGACGGCAGCCCAGGCUUAUCCCGGCGCUCCACCACCAGCUCGGGCAUCGAGGUGGACACCCAGCAGCAGGGCUUGGCAGAGGGUCUCCCCAAACUCUUUGGCUUGGCUGCCAGCCACAACAGCUCCCACAGCUCUAGUAUCGACGUGGGCGGCAAGGCGCAGUCAGAGGAGGAGGAAGAGGCUGAGCUCAAUGUAGACGAGACCGAGGGGGUGUCUGUGGAUGACCCUGAGGAGAUACUGCGCCUAGCCCAGCUGCUGAAGGGCGUAUCAGUUGACUGCCCAGUCCUACCCUCUGAGACCGAACACGGAGACGGCACAGUGAAAUCUGCUGACACGCCAGACUGCCAGGUGAAACUGCGAAGCGCAGACCCCCUGCAAGAGGUGCUGAAGCAGAAGGCUUGGGUCGCUGUUGACCGGCACAGCCAAAGCCUGGAUGACGUACGCCUGAUCAAGCAGCCUCCCCGCUUCGGCACUUCCCAUCUGCUUGAUACUUCCCACAGCUUCACCUUCGGGCUGCCGAAGUCCCAGUUGGACUCCCCCGUGGGCCACAGCUACUACCCGGCCGAGAACUCUGGCAAAACCACCUUCUACGGCCGAAGGUCCACAAACUGCCUGUCUCUGGACACACUGGGGGAUGAGCAACUGCUGGAAUUUAUUUUGUGAGCACUGGAAGACACUGUUGUAGCUUGGAGGCCAUCGCUUUCACUACUGCAUCCGGCGAGAGCCGGGAACUGUUGUAGGUGUGACAGGGACACACUGUGAGGACGUGUGCGCGCGUGUGGCUUUGAAAGGAAGCCGACCCUUGUUCAUCAGACGAGCCACAAUCACCAUUGUGUUUCCAGGUGUUUCCACUUAGGACUGUAACCUAAUGGACAAAUUAUACUGUGAAAGAGAGGCUUUGUUGUUGCCUUGAUACAGUGGUUUAAAUUCAAGUAAUCUAUACAUUUGAACAUGCAGGAGGAAGCUUGUGUUGUGUGAAUUAUACGUGGAUGGCUGGUCACCAUGUACCUCCCACGACACGCUUUGUAUUGACUCUUUGUAUUUAUGUGUGUUUCAGUGUUUUUUUUUUUCCAGUAAUUCAUAUUCUUCAUAAUUGCAUGUAUUUUUUUUAUGUAGUCAUGUUUCAACGAAUUGAUAGUUUCAAUUUCCUACUAAUAUGAAACCCACCAUUAACAAAUUAAAAAAGCAUUGCUUACUGGAUGGAAUUGCAUUUGGUAAUUGCAAGUUGUCAUGGCGAACCGCACAUAGCAUCGCAUGCAGAUGGCUACAUAGAGAGCCACAGCAGAUCGGUUUAUGUGUGAUUCUGUUCAGUGCUCUCAAAGGUUUUGAUGGUUACCACUGCCUGACAUUGUCUACUCCUUCUGGGUGGUGUCACUGUUAAUUAAUAUUUGUAAUAAUGCAAUAAUGGGAAAAUGAUACCUUGUUUCUUCCAUAGGUCUACUUCAUCUGUGCCCUUUCAUUUAACGACAAUAUUGAUAGACUGUACUUUUGUCACUGUUAAUCAUUAUGUCAGUAUUGGAGAAGUCGAUAAAGAUUUCAGAUUUCACUUGUCUGUUUUCCUGCCAUUGAGAAAGUGCGUUUAAUGCGUCGAUGCCGCAAAUGUCUGCAGGUCUCCCUAGAACUAUCCAUACAUGUGAAAUUUCUCUUCCCGGAAUUAAUUCUUUCUUAUUCUUUUUAAUACCAUAAUAACAUUAUUUAUUGAUAACUGAUUAAAGCAUUCAUUGUUGUAAUGAAUGAUACCAUCACCCUUAUGGAUUAUUGUUAUUGCCAGUAUUAAGUAUGUUAACACUGACAUUGACACGUAAUCUUUUUUUUAUUACUGUUUUGUAUUUUUUAAUAUUCUAUUGUACCUAAUCUUCAUCAUUGUGCAAAGUUUGCACAAUCUAUAUUAAUGUGUUGUAUACAAAAUUUAUAUGUACAGACCUGAGGCCCCUUGCAGUUAUUUUUCUCCACAUUUGUCCUGAAUUGGAAAUCAAACAUUAUUUCCGUUACAGACAAAAGUCAGGUUUACUAUAUUUCCACCCUUUUUGUUUACAUAUACGUUUAUUUUAUAUAGCUCUGUAUCCUAGAAUGUAAACCUGGUCUUAACCCAGUGUACUUGCAGCUGGGGUGUUUGGAUAUUUCAACUCAACUCAAACUUUGUAUCUUCUCCUUUCAGUGAAAGGCAACCAGAUUUAGGAGCCGAUUAUAUAAUAAAUGACUGUGGAAAAAC
This is a messenger RNA of Brienomyrus brachyistius, 3510 nucleotides long. RefSeq lists its product as uncharacterized. The transcript has 14 exons. The record is from RefSeq and is a predicted model, not a curated record. Lineage: Eukaryota; Metazoa; Chordata; Actinopteri; Osteoglossiformes; Mormyridae. Gene Ontology annotation, cellular component: cytoplasmic side of apical plasma membrane; cytoskeleton. The coding region runs from base 246 to 1961 and encodes 571 amino acids. Gene Ontology annotation, biological process: positive regulation of hippo signaling.